Messenger RNA from Magnolia sinica, 2908 nucleotides. Its product is annotated as endoplasmin homolog. Lineage: Eukaryota; Viridiplantae; Streptophyta; Magnoliopsida; Magnoliales; Magnoliaceae. Bases 103 to 2574 code for a protein of 823 amino acids. The transcript is spliced from 15 exons. Gene Ontology annotation, molecular function: ATP binding; ATP-dependent protein folding chaperone; ATP hydrolysis activity. The record is from RefSeq and is a predicted model, not a curated record. Gene Ontology annotation, biological process: protein folding.
UCGUUGCGCGACGAACCAGAGAGCUCCUCCCUUUAUAAACACUCCGCUCUGCAAAGAUCGAAGCAGAAAGAAGAAAGAAAGAAGAAGAAAGAGGUGAGGAAGAUGAGGAAGUGGACGCUGCCAGCAGCUCUGCUGUUAUUGCUACUGCUCUCUCUCCUUCCAGAUCAAGGUCGGAAGUUGCACGCGAAUGCGGAGGGAAAUGACGAUUCGGAGGAAUUGGUAGAUCCGCCAAAGGUCGAGGAAAAGGUCGGCGGUGCUGUUCCGAAUGGUCUAUCAACGGAUUCGGACGUCGUCAGGAGGGAGGCGGAAUCAAUCUCUCGAAGAUCUCUGCGGAAUAAUGCAGAGAAAUUUGAGUUCCAGGCAGAGGUUUCACGGCUGAUGGAUAUACUCAUCAACUCGCUCUAUAGCAACAAGGACAUUUUUUUGAGGGAACUCAUCUCUAAUGCUUCUGAUGCAUUGGAUAAGAUCAGAUUUCUUUCGCUUACGGAUAAGGAUAUUUUGGGUGAAGGCGAUACUGCAAAGCUUGAGAUCCUGAUGAAAUUGGACAAGGAGAAGAAAAUUCUUUCUAUUCGUGACCGAGGUAUCGGGAUGACGAAGGAAGAUCUGAUCAAGAACCUAGGAACCAUAGCAAAAUCUGGAACGUCAGCUUUUCUGGAGAAAAUGCAGACAGGGGGUGAUCUAAAUCUCAUUGGGCAAUUUGGAGUUGGGUUUUACUCUGUAUACCUGGUUGCCGACUAUGUUGAAGUCAUUAGCAAACACAAUGAUGACAAACAGUAUGUUUGGGAGUCAAAGGCUGAUGGAGCCUUUGCAAUUUCUGAAGAUACAUGGAAUGAACCUCUUGGGCGUGGCACGGAAAUCAGGUUGCAUCUUAGAGAAGAAGCUAGUGAAUAUUUGGAGGAAGCAAAAUUAAAAGAGUUGGUGAAAAAGUAUUCUGAAUUUAUCAGCUUCCCCAUAUAUCUUUGGGCAACCAACGAAGUGGAUGUAGAGGUUCCUGCAGAUGAAGAUGAAUCUGGGGAAGAAGGGGAAACAUCUGAAACCAGCUCUUCAGAGGAUGAAGAAACGGAAGAGGAAGAUACUGAGAAAAAGCCGAAGACAAAGAAAGUGAAGGAAACAACUAAUGAAUGGGAACUUUUGAAUGAUGUGAAAGCCAUAUGGCUGCGCAGUCCAAAGGAGGUGACUGAUGAAGAAUAUACCAAAUUCUACCACUCCCUCGCAAAGGAUUUUAGCGAUGAAAAGCCAUUAGCUUGGAGUCAUUUUACUGCUGAAGGUGAUGUAGAGUUCAAGGCUGUUCUUUUUGUGCCUCCUAAGGCUCCUCAAGAUCUUUAUGAAAGUUACUACAACAGCAACAAGUCCAACUUGAAGUUGUAUGUUAGACGGGUCUUCAUAUCAGAUGAAUUUGAUGAGCUUCUACCCAAGUACCUGAGCUUUUUAAAGGGUCUUGUUGAUUCUGACACGUUGCCUCUUAACGUUUCACGAGAAAUGCUUCAACAACACAACAGUUUGAAGACAAUUAAGAAGAAACUCAUCCGGAAGGCACUUGAUAUGAUUCGUCGCAUUGCAGAUGAGGAUCCUGAUGAGUCUGAUGAUAAAGACAAGACAGACGUGGAUAAAACUAGCGAGGAUGAUGAGAAGAAGGGACAAUAUGCAAAGUUCUGGAAUGAGUUUGGCAAGUCCAUAAAACUUGGCAUCAUAGAGGAUGCUAGUAACAGAAAUCGUCUUGCAAAGCUUCUCAGAUUUGAAAGUACCAAAUCUGGUGGUAAGCUGACGUCAUUGGAUCAGUACAUUUCAAGAAUGAAACCCGGGCAGAAGGACAUAUUUUACCUUACGGGAUCCAGCAAGGAGCAAUUGGAAAAAUCCCCAUUCCUUGAAAGACUCACAAAGAAAAACUAUGAGGUUAUUUUCUUCACGGAUCCAGUGGAUGAGUACUUGAUGCAAUACUUGAUGGACUACGAAGACAAGAAAUUCCAGAACGUGUCAAAAGAGGGCCUGAAACUUGGAAAGGAGUCGAAGAACAAGGACCUUAAGGAGUCCUUCAAGGAGCUAACCAACUGGUGGAAAGAUGCUCUUGCCAGUGAGAAUGUGGAUUCCGUGAAGAUAAGCAACCGUUUGGACAACACUCCCUGUGUGGUGGUGACGUCCAAGUACGGAUGGAGCGCAAACAUGGAGAAAAUCAUGCAGUCCCAGACUCUGUCCGAUGCUAGCAAACAGGCAUACAUGCGAGGCAAGAGGGUGCUUGAGAUUAACCCGAGGCAUCCUAUCAUCAAGGAGCUUCGUGAGAGAGUCGUUAAGGACCCUCAGGAGGAGAGUGUGAAGCAGACGGCACAUCUGAUUUACCAAACGGCACUGAUGGAGAGCGGUUUCAUGCUUCCCGAUCCCAAGGAUUUUGCUUCUCGUAUCUAUAGCUCAGUCAAGGCAAGUUUGCACAUCAGCCCGGAUGCUGCUGUGGAAGAGGAAGAUGAUGCAGAGGAAGAGGUCGAGGCCGAUGCCAAGGAAGCAGCUCCCAAGGGAGAUGGUGCUGAUGAGGCUACCAAUGACGAGGCAGACGCUGAGUACUCAGCCAAGGAUGAGUUGUAGUUUGUCAGAUGGGUGUCCCCCACCUCGUAUCGAUUUUGAUAGUCCACAUAGGAGAGCUUAAGGCCUGAUUGCCAUGGCGUUGUUUGUGGUAAAACGGGAAAUGGAUGGUCUCUAAUCAAUGUGUGCUUGGUGUAGUGUAGUCAGUGGGAUUCUGCCUCAUAUUUAGUACACGACUGUUUGAGUUAAGUGUCAGGAAUGGCUGUAGAAAGGUGUGGCCCACUUUACAUUGAAAGGUCCAGCAUGGGCAAAAUACUGGAACCACUAAUGAUGAGUUGGGAGAAUGUGGGAUCACAGCGUCAUAGAUGAUCUUGAAAUGAUUAUCCUUUUUACCUAA